GGGGCGCCUCGAGCGGCAGCAGCUCGCGAGGGCGAUGCAGUGAGGCCGGACGGCGGGCGGACGCGCGCGCGGGGCGGGGGCCGCGGCCGCGCUGCAGGGAUGUGACUCGGGCCGCCGGCCAGCGGGAGCGUCGGCGCUGCGGGGCCGCGGGGGUCGAGAGAAAGAUGAGAGCCCACCAGGUGCUCACUUUCCUCCUGCUCUUCGUGAUCGCCUCUGGGGCCUCUGAGAACGCCAGCACAUCCCGAGGCUGCGGGUUGGACCUCCUCCCUCAGUACGUGUCCCUGUGCGACCUGGACACCAUCUGGGGCAUCGUGGUGGAGGCGGUGGCUGGGGCCGGCGCCUUGAUCACACUACUCCUGAUGCUUAUCCUGCUGGUGCGGCUGCCCUUCAUCAAGGACAAGGAGAAGAAGGAUCCCGUGGGCCUCCACUUCCUCUUCCUCCUGGGGACCCUGGGCCUCUUCGGGCUGACAUUUGCCUUCAUCAUCCGGGAGGAUGAGACUAUCUGCUCGGUGCGCCGGUUCCUCUGGGGCGUCCUCUUUGCACUCUGCUUCUCCUGCCUGCUGAGCCAGGCGUGGCGCGUGCGGAGGCUGGUGCGCCACGGCAAGAGCCCAUCGGGCUGGCAGCUGGUGGGCGUGGCGCUGUGCCUGAUGCUGGUGCAGGUCAUCAUCGCCAUUGAGUGGCUGGUGCUGACUGUGCUGCGCGACGCGAAGCCGGCCUGCGCCUACGAGCCCAUGGACUUCGUGAUGGCCCUCAUCUACGACAUGGUACUGCUGGUGGCCACCCUGGGACUGGCCCUCUUCACGCUGUGUGGCAAGUUCAAGAAGUGGAAGCAGAACGGGGCGUGCAUCCUGGUCACGGCCUUCCUCUCCGUGCUCAUCUGGGUGGCCUGGAUGACCAUGUACCUCUUUGGCAACGCCGAGCUGCGGCAGGCAGACGCCUGGGGCGACCCCACCCUGGCCAUCACGCUGGUGGCCAGCGGCUGGGUCUUCGUCAUCUUCCAUGCCAUCCCGGAGAUCCACUGUGCCAUCCUGCCGGCCCCGCAGGAGAACACGCCCAACUACUUUGACACAUCGCAGCCGAGGAUGCGGGAGACUGCCUUCGAGGAGGACGUGCAGCUGCCGCGGACCUACAUGGAGAACAAGGCCUUCUCGAUGGAUGAACACAACGCGGCUCUCCGCACAGCAGGAUUUCGCAAUGGCAGCUUGGGAAGCAGACCCAGCGCGCCCUUUAGAAGCAACGUGUACCAGCCGACCGAGAUGGCCGUUGUGCUCAACGGCGGGACCAUCCCAACGGCUCCGCCAAGUUACACUGGAAGACACCUCUGGUGAAAGACUUUAAGUUCCAGAGAGUGCGACUCUCUCUUCCAGAUUGUGUUCCCUGGCUGGGUCUGUCUUGAGGGAGAAGUCAGUAGCCGCAGCCGCACGAGGCCGCCUCACAGCCAGGAGACUUGGAAAUCCUAGACCAGGGGAUUUCGUGUAAAUGUGAACACUGCUGAACCGAAAGGCUAACACCGACUGCCCUCCCCUCCCCCGCCACACACACACACACGUGCACACGUAAUGCCAAACCAACCUCAACCCCGCAAACUAAAGCAAAGCUAAUUGCAAAUAGUAUUAGGCUCACUGGGAAAUGUGGCUGGAAGACUGUUUCAUCCUCUGGGGGUAGAACAGAACCAAAUUCACGGCUGGUGGGCAAGGUGUUGGUUGAUGGGGAGGUCCCCGCACCACCCCCCCACCCCAGCAAGGGCUGGACCCCGGGUGGCCUCUUGGAGAUAACCGUGUCUUUGAGGAGGACUGAUGGGGACUCUUCAGCCGGCCUGCCUGUUGGUUCGCACAUUUCAGGGGGGUCUGGAGCAGUUCAGGAGGUUGUGGGUGUGAUUCUGAGGCGAGGGCCCCUGGCAUGUGCCAAAGAAGAGAAGGCUCUCUGGGGGUUAAGUGACCAUCCCACUGGAAAGUGCUGUGGCGGCUCCGGCAGGAAGGGAGCCUGCCUCCCUCCCUGGGCGAGCCACAGCGCUGGUCCUCCCUCCCUCACCCGGCCCUCCUGCCCUGACCGGCGCUCCUCCAGCCCUUUCCCAGUUGUAUUCCCAUGUUCAUUUCAGAAGCUCGAAUGGGGCCACCAGCUUAAAGCCCCCAGGAUGGCGGGCCGGAAGGCAGGCGCCACAGCAGACUUUUCCCGAUGGUGUCACGUGGCAGGGCGUCCCGGGGGUGCCCCCGCGAUGGAGAGCUGACACUGAUGCCUGGCAUGCAGUGGGUUCUUGGGUCUCUUACAUCGAUGUAGUGAGAGUUCCAGGGUGGGGAAAGAGCCCGCCAGGGUUUCUUGCUGCUUUUAGAGGGUGUGGGGCACAUUUUUGUCUUGGUUUUCCGCAAGUUCCAUGAAAAUGGUUCUCUUCAAAGCCCAUCGUUUUGUCAUGGUUUCCAUCUGUCCUAAGCAAGUCAUUCCUUUCUUAUUUGGCAUUUCGAGCAUCUCUGCCAUGAAAAGCCCGUGUUCUCUGCACUGUUUGGCCAGCAUAAUUGCUAGCAAUGAUUCGAGGCAAAGAGUUUUAACCUGACGGCAUGGAAUGUAUAAAUGAGGGUGGGUCCUUCUGCAUAUAUUCUAAUCAUUAUAUUGCUUCUUUCUAUAAAACAACCCAUAAGCCUUUAACCUUUAAAGAAAAUGAAAAAGGUUAGUGUUUGGGGGGGAAACUGACCUCUUCAUAAGCCAAUAUGUGUGAGCUGAGUAUGUUUUAAUAAACCUUCUGAUUUUUCUCAA
Messenger RNA from Equus quagga, 2748 nucleotides. RefSeq names its product G protein-coupled receptor class C group 5 member B (gene GPRC5B). The transcript is spliced from 4 exons. Gene Ontology annotation, biological process: G protein-coupled receptor signaling pathway. Gene Ontology annotation, cellular component: plasma membrane; intracellular membrane-bounded organelle; extracellular exosome. Bases 165 to 1328 code for a protein of 387 amino acids. NCBI's taxonomy places the organism in Eukaryota, Metazoa, Chordata, Mammalia, Perissodactyla, Equidae. Gene Ontology annotation, molecular function: protein kinase binding; protein kinase activator activity; G protein-coupled receptor activity. The record is from RefSeq and is a predicted model, not a curated record.